Molecule: messenger RNA, 1641 nt
Organism: Penicillium cataractarum
Lineage: Eukaryota; Fungi; Ascomycota; Eurotiomycetes; Eurotiales; Aspergillaceae
Product: high affinity methionine permease
Exons: 6
Coding region: 1-1641 (546 amino acids)
Biological process (GO): amino acid transmembrane transport
Cellular component (GO): membrane
Molecular function (GO): L-amino acid transmembrane transporter activity
Source: RefSeq, a predicted model, not a curated record
AUGGCGGAUUCGUCGGUAUCGUCUGCUACGGAGAGGACGCCGAUUAAAGCUGCCACAUCUGUUAGAUAUGAUGCGAAACCUGCGGAGGUUGAGAAUGGUCCUAGACCGGCGGAUGGAAUUACGGGCUUGUACGAAGGAAAUGUCUUUGAAGCGUCGCCUGAGAAUCGUCGACAGUUGGGUGUAUUCAGCGCGACUCUGCUAAUCUUCAAUCGUGUUAUUGGAACUGGUAUUUUUGCGACGCCGGGGACUAUUCUAUCGCUCUCUGGAAGUGUUGGUCUCUCACUUUUCAUGUGGGUGAUUGGCACGUUUAUUGCCAUGGCUGGCACUGCAGUCUAUAUGGAAUGGGGCACGGCGAUUCCCAAAAACGGAGGCGAGAAGAACUACCUGGAAUAUGUUUACCGAAAACCCAAAUUCCUCGCCACGGCCAUGUUCGCUGCCUACGCCUUCCUCCUAGGCUGGGCUGCCAGCAACAGCGUGGUCUUUGGCCAGUAUAUCCUCAACGCAGCUGAGAUCGAGGUCGAUCGAUGGAAUCAGCGUGGUAUCGGGUUGGCCUGUCUCUCGGCUGCAUUCCUCGUGCACUCGAUCGCUCUCAAGUGGGGAAUUCGUCUGCAGAAUUUACUCGGCAUCAUCAAAUUGAUUAUCAUUUUGUUUAUUGUCGUGGCAGGUUGGGUUGCCCUGGCUGGACACACCAAGGCCGAGACGCCUCAUAACUUCCGGAAUGCCUUUGAAGGAACUAAAGGCAGUGGGUACAGCAUUGUUAUGGCGCUGUAUAAUGUCAUUUGGUCCUUCAUUGGAUAUUCGAAUGCUAACUAUGCCCUGAGCGAGACGAAGAAUCCAGUCCGCACCUUGAAAAUCGCGGCACCACUUGCAAUUGGCUCUGUCGGUAUUCUGUACAUGUUUGUCAACAUUGCCUAUUUUGCAGCUGUCUCGAAGGAGGAAAUGUUGGAGUCGGGCACUGUGGUUGCUGCCGUGUUCUUUGGAAAUAUGUUCGGCAAGCAGGCCGAGAAGGUGAUGUCGGUCUUUGUUGCUCUAUCGGCCUUUGGCAAUGUUUUGUCGGUGCUGUUCUCGCAAGGUCGAAUUGUCCAAGAGCUCGGGCGAGAGGGUGUUUUGCCCUUUUCCAAGUUCUUUGCUAGUAACUGGCCAUUCCAUUCACCAGCUGCUGGUUUACUCGAACAUUACAUUGUGUCUGCGAUCAUUUUGCUCGCCCCUCCACCUGGUGACGCAUAUAAUUUCCUUCUCAAUCUCAUCUCAUACCCGCUCUCGAUCAUCAACGUCUUUGUUUCUGGCGGCCUCAUCUAUAUCUAUCUGAACAGGAGCACCAAAUAUCCCAACUGGAACCCUGGGAUCCGUGCAACCCUCCCAGUGACCAUCUUCUUCCUGCUGUCGAAUAUAUACCUGGUGAUCGCUCCCUACGUGCCUCCCGAUGCAGGCCAGAAUGUCUACGAGCAGCUACCAUACUACCUGCACUGCGUUGUUGCUCUGGGCUUGUUUGCAUUCGGAGCUCUAUACUAUGUUGUCUGGGCAGUACUUCUACCUCGAUGGGGUGGUUAUGUGCUUGUUAAGGAAUCGGUGGUGGAUGCCGAUGGAUGGUCGCGUAGCGUGUUUACACGGAUUCCACAGAGUUCUACAGGGCGUACCUAG